AUGCCGCCGAAAAGAGGGAAAUACCGGAAGUUCCUCCAAACAACUUCCGGUUCAAGUGUGCGCCACUCUCCCUCCACGCUGGGAAGAAACAUGGCCGCUGUAAGGUCGCCUCUGCUUCUGCGGAGCUUUCUGACUGGCCCUCGGGGCGUCUGUCGGGCUUAUUUCCGUGGCCGAAGCCGACCCCGACCCCGCUGCCUGUUGCAGCCCCUGCCUGGGCCAUGUGGGGCUGCGCUGCCAUGCCGCCGCCUGGCCUCCGAGGCCGCAGAGUCUGGUAACUCAGAGAUCAAGAAACCUGCGUUUAUGGAUGAGGAAGUCCAGAGCAUACUCAUCAAGAUGACAGGCUUGAAUCUGCAGAAGAUUUUUAAACCAGCUGUGCAAGAACUGAAGCCUCCCACCUAUAAGCUAAUGACCCAGGCGCAGCUGGAAGAGGCUACAAGGAAGGCAGUUGAAGCAGCUAAAGUCAAAUUAAAAAUGCCACCAGUUCUGGAAGAAAGAGUACCAAUAAAUGAUGUGUUGGCAGAAGAUAAGAUUUUGGAAGGAACUGAAGCAACCAAAUACGUGUUUACUGACAUAUCUUACAGAGUACCACACCGGGAGCGUUUUAUUGUUGUCAGAGAACCAAGUGGCACCCUGCGCAAAGCCACUUGGGAAGAACGGGACCGGAUGAUACAAAUUUAUUUUCCAAAAGAAGGUCGUAAAGUUUUGACACCGAUCAUUUUCAAGGAAGAAAAUCUUAAGACCAUGUACAGGCAGGACCGGCAUGCUGAUGUCCUCAAUCUGUGUGUUGCCCAGUUUGAGCCCGAUUCUGCAGAGUAUAUUAAGGUUCAUCACCGGACCUAUGAAGACAUAGAUGCACAGGGGAAAUACGACCUUUUACGUUCAACAAGAUUCUUUGGUGGAAUGGUGUGGUAUUUUGUAAAUAAGAAAAAGAUUGACGGUUUGCUGAUCGACCAGAUUCAGAGAGAUUUGGUCGAUGAUGCCAUUAGCCUGGUCCAGCUGUAUCAUAUGGUCCAUCCACACGGCCAGUCAGCACAGCAGGCCAGGGAGCAGGCUGCUGAGGGACUGAACUUAAUUAAGGUCUUUGCAAACACAGAAGCACAGAAGGGAGGAUAUAUAGAAUUAACACUGCAAGCUUAUCAAGAUACACUCAUCAGCCAUUCUACAGCUUCCUGAAAAAUAUUUUUUUACAUAAACUUCAUUUUACUAA
Molecule: messenger RNA, 1207 nt
Organism: Elephantulus edwardii (Cape elephant shrew)
Lineage: Eukaryota; Metazoa; Chordata; Mammalia; Macroscelidea; Macroscelididae
Product: 28S ribosomal protein S22, mitochondrial-like
Exons: 8
Coding region: 1-1173 (390 amino acids)
Cellular component (GO): mitochondrial small ribosomal subunit
Molecular function (GO): structural constituent of ribosome
Source: RefSeq, a predicted model, not a curated record